ACUCCACCUUUCUACUUUGCUCCACCAUUAAGAAAAUGGCGCGAAAAUCCCUAACAACUGCCCUGGGAAAUCUUCGCGUCACUGCCUUUCUUUUCCUCUCUCUCCAUGCAGUCAUCGGCAGUGGCCAUGAUUACCAUGACGCCCUCCGCAAGAGCAUUCUCUUCUUCGAAGGCCAGCGCUCCGGCAAGCUCCCUCCAGAUCAAAGAGUCAAGUGGCGCCGCGACUCCGCCUUGCAUGACGGCUCUACCGUUGGUAGGGAUUUGACGGGAGGAUAUUACGAUGCCGGGGAUAACAUAAAGUUUGGAUUCCCAAUGGCAUUUACGACGACAUUAUUGUCAUGGAGCAUUAUUGAUUUCGGAAGGAACAUGGGGCCGGAGUUGAAGAACGCCGUCAAAGCAGUCAGAUGGGCGACUGAUUACUUACUAAAAGUAACCGCGAUACCUGACGUCGUUUAUGUCCAGGUAGGUGACGCGUAUUCGGAUCAUAACUGCUGGGAGAGGCCGGAGGACAUGGACACUCUGAGGUCGGUGUAUAAGAUCGAUGGAUCCCACCCGGGAUCUGACGUGGCUGGUGAAAAGCCGCAACCAGCCGCUGCUUUGGCGGCCGCGUCCAUUGUAUUUCGUUCACGUGACCCUGCCUAUUCUAGGUUGCUUCUCAAUCGAGCCGUUAUGGUCUUCGACUUUGCUGACAGACACCGCGGUGCGUACAGUAGUAGCUUGCGUUCUGCAGUUUGCCCUUUUUACUGUGAUGUGAAUGGUUACCAGGACGAGUUGCUCUGGGGAGCAGUGUGGUUGCAUAAGGCCUCGCGCAGGCGCAGAUACAGAGAGUAUGUAGUGAAAAACGAGGUAAUAUUGCAUGCUGGAGAUACCAUCAAUGAGUUCGGGUGGGAUAACAAGCAUGCUGGCAUUAACGUCCUCAUUUCCAAGGAAGUGUUAAUGGGAAGAGCAGAAUAUUUUGAGUCUUUCAAGCAGAAUGCAGAUGACUUUAUUUGUUCUAUAUUGCCUGGGAUUUCUCAUCCUCAACUUCAAUAUUCUCCAGGCGGGCUGAUCUUCAAGGCUGGAGGGAGUAACAUGCAGCAUGUAACGUCUUUGUCUUUCCUGCUUUUGGCCUUUUCUAGUUAUCUAAGCCAUGCCAAUAAGGUCGUGCCAUGUGGUGAGACGACAGCUUCCCCUGCCCUUCUCAAGCAAUUGGCCAAACGUCAGGUAGACUACAUUCUUGGAGAUAAUCCACUGGGGAUGUCAUACAUGGUUGGAUAUGGUCCACGUUAUCCACUGAGGAUCCACCACAGGGGCAGCUCGCUGCCAUCAGUGCAGGCGCACCCCGCUCGCAUUAGGUGUAAAGAGGGGUCGCGCUACUUCUUAAGUCCAAAUCCAAACCCCAAUGUGCAUGUGGGUGCGGUUGUUGGUGGGCCUAACAUCACAGAUGCUUUUCCAGAUUCCAGGCCAUUCUUUCAAGAGUCAGAGCCCACGACAUACAUCAAUGCUCCCUUAGUAGGCCUACUUGCAUACUUUUCAGCCCACCCUUGAUUUCCGGAAUGGAAAGGAUCAUUAAUUCAGUGGUGUGCAAAAUGGUCGCCCUACCAAUUACUGUCAAAGAUUCUAAUUGUCCCUAGCUAAUGAAGAAAGAAUGUUGAUUCUGCGAAACGAUGGCGCUUUCAUUUUCUCCUUUGUUUCUGUCCUUGGUAAUAAUUGAACAUCUCAGAUGCUAUGUUCAAUGGCGAAGCCAUCAAGAUGCCAGACAAAUUAGCAUAAUUGAAAAUUUAUAAUAUACUAAUAAAUCAUUGAAAA
This is a messenger RNA of Populus euphratica (Euphrates poplar), 1787 nucleotides long. RefSeq names its product endoglucanase 8. NCBI's taxonomy places the organism in Eukaryota, Viridiplantae, Streptophyta, Magnoliopsida, Malpighiales, Salicaceae. Gene Ontology annotation, biological process: carbohydrate metabolic process. Gene Ontology annotation, molecular function: hydrolase activity, hydrolyzing O-glycosyl compounds. The record is from RefSeq and is a predicted model, not a curated record.